This is a messenger RNA of Bacillus rossius redtenbacheri, 6452 nucleotides long. Its product is annotated as putative fatty acyl-CoA reductase CG5065. NCBI's taxonomy places the organism in Eukaryota, Metazoa, Arthropoda, Insecta, Phasmatodea, Bacillidae. Gene Ontology annotation, molecular function: alcohol-forming very long-chain fatty acyl-CoA reductase (NADP+) activity. Bases 596 to 2143 code for a protein of 515 amino acids. The record is from RefSeq and is a predicted model, not a curated record. Gene Ontology annotation, biological process: long-chain fatty-acyl-CoA metabolic process. Gene Ontology annotation, cellular component: peroxisome. The transcript is spliced from 12 exons.
UGAUGGGUUGCAGAUCAAACAUCGUCUGCUACGUUAGGCUAGAAUUUGUGAUUAUUUUAUUUAUCUUGUUUUAAUUUCUGCCCUCGGCACUUUAUUAAAUGAAAGGAAAAUGAAAAUCAUAUUCUCUAAGGCUUUAGCUGGGAGUGUAACGUGAUCCUCUGCUUCAUAUUUAUGUACCUGACAAAGGAAGACCACUAUUAUUUGCUCAACUGCAAGUGGACAUGAGCGAUGUUUGUUCAUGUCUCUCGACGGCCGCCGCGGGCGGGAGACGGGACCCCACGCACCCGCCGCAGUCGCGGCCUCUCGCCGCACUCUCUCGCUCGCCAGAUAUUUUAUGUACCCUGGAUGAAUCUUCAUUCAUCAUCUUCCAAACAGUCUACCUUCUAAAUCUGAGUGACAAAUUCUGUAUCUGUAAAGAUAUGGAAAGAUUUGGCAUUCAAUAGUUGCAACGAUAAUUGUGAAAAUGAAAUAUAAACAAGGAAAUUUUUGUGAUUUGUUAAAAUUAAUGUAGUAUUUUGCUACUGGAAUAGAAGAUUUAUACCACCUGCAUUGUUCUGAUCGAAGAUUUUUGAUUUGUUAAGUUUUGGAGAGAAAGAUGGCAGCUGACAACUACACUUCGGUGAGCCAGUUCUAUCAGGACCGGUCCAUCUUCGUGACGGGCGGCACGGGUUUCAUGGGAAAGGUGCUGGUGGAGAAGCUGCUGCGGUCCUGCCCCGGCAUCAAGAACAUCUACUUGCUGAUGCGGCCCAAGAGGGGACAGGACGUGGCCACCCGCCUCUGCGAGCUGCUGCAGUCGCCGUUGUUUGAUCGUAUUCGCAAUGAGCGCCCUCUUGAUCUGAACAAAAUAAUUCCAAUCCAAGGAGAUGUGACAGAGCCGGAACUGGGCAUCAGUCAGUCGGAUCAGAACCUUUUGAUUCGCUACGUAUCUGUGGUGUUUCACUCAGCCGCUACUGUCAAGUUUGACGAAGCCCUGAAACUGUCUGUGACGAUCAACAUGCUAGGAACCAAGAGAUUGGUAGAACUGUGUCAUCGAAUGCUGAGUCUCGAGGUCCUGAUUCACGUGUCCACUGCAUAUUGCAACUGUGAUAGAGAAGAAGUGAACGAGGUGAUCUACGCUCCGCCGUAUGAUCCGGAGAAAAUAAUUCAGUGUAUGGAAUGGAUGGAUGACGAUCUGGUUCAAGCUCUCACUCCCAAGCUGAUAGGCAACCGUCCAAACACAUACACGUUCACGAAGGCGCUGGCCGAAAGCAUGCUGCUCAAAGAGUCUGGCAACCUCCCAGUGGCUAUUGUCAGGCCAUCCAUAGUGCUUUCAUCAGCUUGUGAGCCAGUGGCCGGCUGGGUGGACAAUUGGAAUGGCCCAACAGGAAUCAUUGCUGCAGCGGGCAAGGGUUUUUUCAGAACAAUGUUGUGUCACGAAGACAAAGUUGCUGAUUUGGUCCCAGUGGACAUGGUCAUUAACUUGAUGAUAUGUGCAGCUUGGAGGACAGCAACUAGUAGGUCGGCUGGCAUCACUGUGUACAAUUGCUCCACAGGUAUCCAGAAACCCAUAACUUGGAAGAAUUUUGUUGACUAUAGUUUCCUGUACAUGCGACGACACCCGCUGGGCGACAUCAUGUGGUACCCGGCAGGCAGGUGUCGCUCCAACGCACUUGUUAAUAAAGUGUGUGCAUUGGCCAUGCAUACAAUACCUGCACAUGUGAUUGAUUUGUUUACUCUGCUGUUAGGAAAGAAGCCAAUAAUGGUGCGUAUUCAAGCGAAAUUGGAGAAAGCAGCUCAAUGCCUCGAGUACUUCUCUACACAGCAGUGGAGAUUCAGUGAUGAAAAUGUGCGCUAUUUGAAUUCUUUACUCAGUGCAGACGACAAGAAGACCUUCUUAUUUGAUGUGCGUGAAAUACAUUGGCCAACAUACAUUGAGGGAUAUGUGUUGGGAAUCCGGCAUUUCAUAUUCAAGGAACACCCAAGCUCUCUGCCAAAUGCAAGGAAACAUCUGCAGAAGCUUCUGUGGCUCUAUCGACUUUCCAGGCUGUUAGCAGUGCUUUUGGUGUGGCGUGUACUGAUGGUACAUUCUCAGACAGCACGCAAGAUGUGGUUUGUGAUGCUGGACAUGAUUUUUCGCGUAGCUCGCAUGGUGCCCUAUGUUUGAAAAUGAAAACCACAUGAAGCUGCUGUAGUACAUCACCUUCGAUUGCUUUUUAUUUGAAAAUUUCAAACUUGGAAAUAUUUGUUAUAGGUGCUGAACUGUUAUCUACUUUCCAUAAUGCGUCUCUUAUCCACUAUGACACACAAGGAUUAGCUUUAACUAGAGGUUACAAACUUUUCAUAAGAACAAUUUAGAUGAUUCCUUUCUUGAAAUGAGUCAAGGAAAAGGAAGUUGCAUGGUUUACUUUAGGUUUCCAGUGGGCAUAGUAUAGUGUAAGAUAUUCAGCAUUUUGGCAAAACCUUUGCAAAUAUUAUAUUACAAAUCUUGUAAAAAUGCAGUAUUGAUAGUUUUACUCAACUUAAACCUUUAAGUCAGUGGAAAGUGUUAUCAAACUAAAUAGGGGGUAAAUUAUUUUAAGAAAUAUAGAGUUGUAUGCCCUAUGGUAAAAAAAAGGUAAUGAUGGGUGUUUUAAUGCAUCAGUAAUUUGAUGGUAAAAUGUGUAAACUUUACACAAUUAUCGAAAAAAACACUACACAAGUUUUAUUUUGUGUACAUCCCUGUGCCAAUUGGAAACCACAUCUUAAGGUAAGCUGUAAAUUAUUUCAUCUGAGUAAAAAAAUAUUGCUAGCAUUUUUUUGAGCAGGUUAUAGUCCAAUUUGUGAUUAUACACUGUAAAUGGGUGCUUAUAAUUAAGUGUGUGUGAUGUGUGUACAAUGCUUUUAUAAGAAGCCCAUUAAACAUGUGAAAAGUAUUUUAAGUUUAAAAGUUAAAUCAGUAGCAGUGCUUUUGCCUGGUUAACUAAUUAUUUAUAAUGUUUUUUUGCAGCAAUACUGAUCAUAGGAGAAUUAGAACUUAGACCAAAUAUUAACUCUCUAGAAAUGAGGGUUAAUAAAGUUGUUAAACAUAAUCCACCAAUAGCGAUGGAACUUUUUGAGAAUGAAUAAGACAUAUGAGAAUCAAGAGAGCUUACAUAUACUACAUAUUUGUGUAGGACUUGGCUGUAUGAAAAGUCAUUAAGGUCAUCAUUCAACUUGCCACAUGUUGGGUUUUGCAAGUUACUUUUUCAGGCAUUGUGCAGCGUUGAUGGCUUCAUGUCUACCAUUUAAUACUUCCCAGACUUCUUAUUAUUAUUGUUGCUUGGUAAAAAUAAAUUGUUACUGCAAUUUCUGUAUGCUAAUACUAUUGUAAAACUUAUUAUAUUUAUAGAAGCCUAUUUAUUGAGGUAUUUUUCAAGCAAGUUUUUUCGUAGCUCUCACUGUAAAAGGUGAAUUUUCACACGCAGGAGGUUUUCAUUAUUAUGUCAUAUAUACGUAUAAACAUUUUGGUUUUACAUUUGUUGUUCUUUGUUUAUUUAACCUGUUGCCUUCAAAAGAGUUAAUUCAUAUUUGGGAAUGGAGAUGAUGAUCUUGGACACUAUUAUCAGUAAUAUUUUGCAGUAUUUAUUGUAUCUGUUCAGCAGAUAGUGAGAAGAUCAGUUUGGACUUGAUUAUUGUUGAAAUUAAUGCUGUAUCAUGUCGUUAUUUUUCGGUUCACAAAUUUGUAAGUCUUAAGGAAGCCUAAGUUCUGUAAUGUAAUGUAAUGUUGCAGAAACUGCAGUUAGGCAUCGUCUGAAAGUUAACGGAAGUGUGGAGGCAGAAACUUUUGUUUUUUGAGGAAUCAAAGUUUCCAGUAACGUUAUCUAUCUAUGUAACAUACUUUAUAACUGUUUAGGUUGUAUUUUUUAUUCACACAAAUGUCUAGCUUUCCAAAAACAAAAUACAAAAUAGCUAACUAUGACUGAAAUUCAAAAUAUUUCUCUGAGCAGGACAAAGUUAACUUUAUGUACCCUGUUUUGCUGUGCAAAAUGCAUUUUCUGCCCCCAACACAGUCCAACAAACUGCCCGUGCUUACCCCGCUGUCCCGACGUCUCUAGGUUCUGAUGGGAAGUCAUUACCAUUGUUUCAUUUCCUUCCUCCUUGGUGAGAUGUAUUCAUUCUUCAUUACUGCCAAAAUCAAAGAACGAUGUUGCAUCAAAAUAUGCUGUUUUCCACGGCUCUAUCCACCACAUUUAAGACCCAAGUGCCACAUUUUGAAGGUUAUUCCAUGAGAAUGGGACAGUGAGUGCAUCUCUUACUGUAUCCUAGUCUUUCUACUUGCAGCACCUGUUUUUUUCAAUUUUUUCAACCUUUUGUUUUUCACUGUAAAAGCAAUUAAGAAUAUUUGUGAACUUAUUUUCACUAACUACAAUACACUUGAAGCAUCCCUUGGUUUGGAGAGCGAAGGUGGGAUGUGAGUGUAAGAAAGGUACAGUGUGCACAGCGUGAUCCAGCAUUAGGGUAUAACACAGUGCGAUACUGACUGCAGUUUGUGUUUUGAACAAUCACUUGCCAUCAGAAGGCUACAGUCAUUAUUUAAAGGUAAAGUUCUGCAACAGAACAUUUUCUGUUGAAAAAAGCAGUUAAAUGCUGCAGAAAACUUCACUGCAAGACUUACCACAAAGCUUACUCUAAACUUUAUUAAGACUUAACUUCAAUUAAGGAAAUCGCAUCAAUAUUUUAAAAUUUAUUUUCCAAGGAAAAAAAAUUGCAGGUAUUAAGUAAAUACAGUAUUAGUUUCAAUAAAUUAUAUGUGUGUAUAGGCAAUUUUUGUUUGCUAAACUUCUUGAUGCAGAGUGUAUUUAUAAAACAUUAAGUUAUGUGAUUAAGUCGUGAAUUUUUUUAUUUAUGAUCAAAGGUAUUGUAUUGAGGUAUAUUUACUUUUAGCUAAGCUUAUGUAUGUUUCAGCAACAGGUAGUAGUUCUGAUUUUAUUCCAUCGUUAAUGAACAAAGUACUUUUUGUUGUUCACAAGGUGGAAAGAAAUGAUAAAAAAGAAUACUUCACAUUCCACCACCGUGAGUAGCUGCUAUUGAUUGACCAGUUAGUGGUCUAUUUUCUAGUCACGGAGUAAUCCGUAUUGUGUCUUUUUCUAUCCAAAUAGCUAAGCGUUAAUCAGGUUUUUUAUGCAUUAUUCUAUCUUUUGUUACGUAUGAUAUGUCUUAUUUUGAUAGUUUAUUUAUUGAAUUAUUAAUACACUUGUGCUGCAUGUUGUGUUCUUUAGCUUAAUUUACAAAUAACUAAAUUUAAUUUAUGAAUUUAAUUUAUGAGUAUGGUGAUAGUGAGAAAAAUAUGGUGUAUGAAGCUUGUGUCAAGCCAAAUAUUUUUUGUUACGGUACUAGUAGUGGAUUUUCAGUGUGAAGGUCAUCUUUACUUUAGUUACAUAAAUCCAUCUAUUAGACACAUGCAUUUAUUAGAUCUCUGUACACAUUCAUGGCAUUCAUGCCAUGUGAUCAUCUAGAAAUGUCACAAAGCCUUUUUUCAUGCAAAAAAUAAUACAUUUUGUAUGUUGUUUAUAUUAAGCUACCAUUUGGGUAUUAAAAAUUACUCAGUUAUGACUGGUCAGAGUAUUAAAAAAAUAUUUGUAUGGUUCUGAGAGUAUUACAUAGUAUUUAUUAUUAAAUAUUAUGCAACAGCAUUCGUUGUUUAACUGCUAUAAUUAUUUGUCAUUUUUGGUACCCAAAUUGAUUCUUUUUUCUGGUGGCAUUUUAAAUUGAGGUUGAUAAUUUUUAAAACCAUAUUUGUAUAUUUAGAUGUUGCUUGCUUCUUCCAGUAAAACAGUAAAAUAAAUACUUUUAUAAAAAAAUUGUUGUUAGUAAUUCAAUAUUUUUACUGUACAUAUAUUUUGUGAAACAUUUCUAUCUGAGUAAGUCAGCAGUGAGAGUGUAGUUCAUUGCCUUUCUACAGCGCACUGUUUGAUUCACUUAACAGUGUUGGGUUACACCUCCUUUUAUCCUACAAGUUUGAAACAUGUUUUAUGCUCAUUGCAACUUUCAACAAUUAUUUAGUAAUAAUAUUUAAGAAAGUAUUGUUAAAUGUCUUUUGGAACAAUUUUAAAUUGAGCAGGUUGUUGCCACAAACAUUUAAAGGAACAUUUAUUCCCCGGAAAGUUAACUCUCCUAGUAACUGUGUUUUGUUGUAUUAAUCUCAAGUUAGGUAUAUUUCUAUUGCAAGUCAUUUUUACUGUUUUAAAUAAUUUUGCAAAAGAGUGAUUAUCAGGUGAUAAUUACAAAUGUCAUUGUAAUAUUAUUUUUUCUUUGGAAGGUAAAUCAAGAAGAAAGUAAUUUUUUUUGUUAUAUUUUUAAACAGUAUUGAAUGUAGUUGGCUGGGAAUAAAUUAACAUCAGAUUCCUAAUUGUGUAAAUUUAAUCAUUGUGUUUUACAUUAUCCAGAAUCCACAUUAAUGUGUAUAUAAUUUAAAACUUGUGUGCACACUUCUAAAAGAAAUACAUUAUUAUGUA